Messenger RNA from Verruconis gallopava, 2908 nucleotides. RefSeq lists its product as uncharacterized. The record is from RefSeq and is a predicted model, not a curated record. Gene Ontology annotation, molecular function: enoyl-CoA hydratase activity. Gene Ontology annotation, biological process: fatty acid beta-oxidation. The transcript is spliced from 2 exons. The coding region runs from base 1746 to 2648 and encodes 300 amino acids. NCBI's taxonomy places the organism in Eukaryota, Fungi, Ascomycota, Dothideomycetes, Venturiales, Sympoventuriaceae. Gene Ontology annotation, cellular component: mitochondrion.
UCUUCUUCUUCUUCUUCUUCUUCGGAAUUGGGAGGAUAAUGACAACCAGCGACUCUUCCCUACAGCGCCACAACCACCGCCGCCAAUCCAGCGAUUCCCAUACCAACCCCAACGGUGGGUGCGCUGUUAGGCGAAGUCGUGCUUCCCGCACCCGCAGAGGCAGCCUCGCUCGUCGCUUUCGCCGCCGUCGAGCUCGCCAGCAGACUUGCGCCGGAUGUCACUGUGACGGGCAGGAAUGACACAUCAGUGCCCGUCACCGUCGUCGUCGACACACCAGGGAAGUUCGCCGAUGCGCCUCCCGCGCUCGUCGUACACACGGCGCUGCUACCGCUAGUCGUGUACACGGUGCACUCGUAGCUCAUGGUGAAUUGCUCCUCGCCAGCCGUGACGGACGCGCCAUACACGCUACCAGCGUGGAUGACGGUCUCUGGCGGAUUGUACCCACAGUCGUUCUGGUCGGUACCAGUAGGACAGCCAACGAGGUAGGUGGUUGUGGAAGGGUUUGCGCUAAUGACGGAUGCGACGAGCGUCUGUGGAUCUGUGUCCAGCAGCAGGAGGGAAACAGUUGAGACCUGAGCGCGUACGGCUGCCAGGAGCAAGGCGAUUCCGAGGAAGCUUUGGACCAUGAUUCGCGUAGAAAGUUCAACGGUAAAGUGACGUACGACGAGAUAUCUCCGCAAACGCACGGAGUAUAGAUGAAGAUUAAAAUACUAAAAAACAAAAAAAUUGCAAGGGAGCGACGACGAGACUAAAGACGAAAAGUUUUUGAAAGAAGGACGUUGCUCCUACCCGACAGAUCUAAGAAAUACUAAUCAAUUCAAUACGACUGCAGGUAUCCAUGGUGUCGAUCGUAUGGCCACACUCUGAGUCGGGCAGUCAAAGUCGAGAGGGCAACUUAAAAUUAGCAGCAAGACACCAAGCAAGAAAUGAGACGACAGGGAGGGGAAACUGGAAAUGCGACGACGGAGUGAUGACUGCUUAGGAAGACGGACAGUCACAGAACGGACUGUCUCACCAGCGCGAGCGGGCCGUGGCAAAGGGAAAAAAGAGCCCCUUCGAAGACCAUUGUACAAUUUGGGCAAAAAAGGACAGAACUUUGGUCUUCGGGAGCGCGGCGGUGAGAAAGAAAGGCGGGCAGGGAUCGCCAGGAGAGCAGGAGAGACAAGCAAGACCGAUCAAAUCAAAAGCAAAUGAUUUCAACGGUUAGGCCAUGAUUACAAUAACUAUGACUACCACUGUAGCUGGGGCCUGCGAGGAAAGGCAAAAAGAGGGAGAGCGGGCGCGACGAAGAUCUGGAGAUUUGAUGCGAGCCCCUGACAGGGCAGCCGAGUUGCCCAGACGGGGCGCCGCAGCCAGGCCGUAGCAGGUUAGCGCGUGAAGGGCUCGAGUUUCUGGUCAACGCGAGGCGCCUCCACGGCUCGGGAUGACAUCGGUCGCUGCGUGCCAUCGAGGGACGAGCCAUUGUCCGUGCAUUUCCGCAUCCAACCGCAUCUGCACGCUGGCCCCAACAUACAAACACACCUGCUGUGCGUGACGGACGUUGCGCACACCUGCAGACAUACCUAUACGCAUCCGCUCACCCCUCACCCGCGCGCGCAAAUACACGUUGGAGCUGCUAAGCAAAUAACGAAGAGGAGAGAGAGAGCGUGUGAGAGAGGGAGAGAGAGAGAGAGAGAGAGAGAGAGAGAGAGAGAGAAAGAGAAAGUGUAUUCAUCGACGGACAUUGCAAGACGCCUUCUCGACAAAUGGGUGCGCGCGUCCUCGUCCAGCGGGCUCCGCUGCUUGUCGUCCGGACGGCGACCGCGCUCUCACGGCGCAGCUACAGCACACCGUCGUCCGUGAUCCGGGUGCGGUCCAUUCCAGCCCCGCACUGCGGCAGCAUCAAGAUCCUGUCUCUGGAUCGCCCGGCCGCUCGCAACGCCAUCUCCAGACAGCUGCUCGCCGAGCUGGCGCACCACGUCGAGGCCGCGCACGCCGAGCCGGAUGACGGCCCCACGCGCGCGCUCGUGCUCGCGUCGGCGGUCGACAACGCCUUCUGCGCCGGCGCCGACCUCAAGGAGCGAGCCACCUUCUCGCAGCAGGAGACCCGCGACUUCCUGACCGACCUGCGCCGCACCUUCCAGCGCAUCGAGGACCUGCCCAUCCCCACCGUCACCGCUCUUCACGCGCCCGCGUUCGGCGGCGGGCUCGAGCUGGCGCUGACAACGACCCUGCGCGUCUUCGCCAGCUCCGCCACCGUGGCGCUGCCGGAGACCCGCCUUGCGAUCCUGCCCGGCGCCGGCGGCACCUACCGUCUGCCCGCCGUCAUCGGCCUGGCGAGGGCGCGCGACUUGAUCUUGACCGGCCGAAGAGUCGCGGGGCCGGAGGCCUAUUUCCUGGGUCUGUGCGACCGUCUCGUGCAGGCGCCCGAGUCGGGCGACAUGGCCGAGACUCGAGAGCUCGUGCUGGAGGAGGCGAUCAAGCUGGCGACGGACAUAUGCGAUGGCGGCCCCAUUGCCAUCAGACAAGCCCUGCGCGCUGUGAAUGGCUGCUUCCGACGUGAGGAGGCUGAAAACGCAGCAUACGACGUUGUGGUCAAGACGCAGGAUCGAGACGAAGCCCUGGCGGCCUUCAGAGAAAAGCGAAAGCCCGCCUUCAAGGGUCGGUGAGGAGAGCAGUCGAGAGCAAUUCGUACCCAUCCAGAAACACGCAACCCACACACUCACAGAAACAAAAGGAGUGAAAUGUCAAUUACUGAUGUGAUAAUGCUUUUGAUGGUGAUGAUGUUCGAGGGCUGUGAACCAACCGUUCCUAGCUAGGAUAAUGCCAUUGUGUCAAUACACGUAAACUAGUAUGGGCCGUGGCUCGUGAACAAAAGAAGAGAUGCAAGCAAAACAAGUAAACAGCCGAAGGCUCUGAUCGACUACAA